Molecule: messenger RNA, 773 nt
Organism: Talpa occidentalis (Iberian mole)
Lineage: Eukaryota; Metazoa; Chordata; Mammalia; Eulipotyphla; Talpidae
Exons: 6
Coding region: 218-721 (167 amino acids)
Source: RefSeq, a predicted model, not a curated record
ACCUUUACGCCAAACUCGGGCGCGCUGCAGGACUCGCGUCCUCGCCAUCCACGCGGGGCCCCACCCCUUCCCGGUUCCAGCCCGCGAUCGGGCGGGAGGCGAGGCCCUCGCUGCCACCCCCUUGCCCAGGUCGGAAAACCCUCCUAGACUUGCUCCUCGGCGUGCGCGCGAGGGCAAAGUUCCGCCCGGCAAAUCCCGGCGUUCAGUGAAUGGGAAGAUGGAGAUGGAUGUUGAGGGAGUUUCUCCGCGCCCGGAGCCCAUCCCCCGCUCCCAGGGGGCCGGCGGAGCCUGCCAGGCGCAGCCACAGCCGCCCCAGCCCCAGCCCCAGCCCCAGCCGCAGCAGCAGCCGCCGCAGCUGGCUCAGGAUGAACUGCCCGGCGAGAGUGCAGGCGCCGAGGACAGCGACGAUCCCGAGGCGAGACCCAGCAGCGAGAAAGGAGAGAGCAAGAGAACCUCAGCCAGCAAGUCUUCAGGUGCUCCUUCCUAUAGCAGAUGGUCUAGUUCACAGCCACAUCAGUCUAGCUCCGCAGUGAGAGCCUAUCAGACUAGUAAGUCACGGGUGACCAUGAGCCCUGGUUUCAGCUCGCAGUGGAACAGCAGCCAACCAGCCUGGAAUACAUACUCCUUUCCAAGAGCAAGCUUACACUACCAGUCCCAUGCCAGCUACACCUACUGUACUGGACACCCUGCUGUAAGUACCCCAUUUUUCUGUCUUGAGUAAAUUGGAAACUUCCUGCAGGUACAUUUUGAAUCCAAAGUUGGUAACUCUGUAU